AUCCCUCCUUGCAACUCCAAUACACAUGGCAUGGUGGCGCAAGGUACUUGCACAGCCAUGCAGCUGAGACCAAUGGCGCUGCAUGCUCUACUGUUCAUGGCUGCACAUGCAUCGAUCGAUCGCCGCAGUUAUUAUUGCGGUGGCAACUUGGCACUGCCCCUCUCUCCCUGGCCGGCGAACCGGCCGGCCCAUCACCUACCAGCUGCUGCCUGCCAUUAACCAGCCCCCUUAUAAAUCCGCUCUCUGCUAUUCCUCGCACCCCUCCAACGACCAUCGAGUGCCAUUGGAGUGGCUCCAUUGCUUGGCAAGCUAGCUAGUCUCCUGUCCUGUCCUGUCCUUCCUUGGCAACAAUAUAUAGAAUGGUGGGUAGCAGGGAGCAGAUCGGUGCGACGACGCAGGCGCCCAACAAGGUGUCGAUGAGCCGCCAGGUUUUCCAUGUCCUCCUCCUUGCCGCCGUCGUCCUUUUGGCCUCGCUGCUAUCCGCGAAGGAGAAGCUGCUGGGGCUGAGCCCGGCUGCGGUGGCGGUGGCCUGCUGGGCGGGUGCGGUGGCGGCGUGGGCGUACGCGGUGUCCCGCCCGCGUCCCGUGUACCUGGUGGACCUGUCCGGGUACGUGGGCGGGCCUUCGCACGAGGCCUCCCGCGCCAAGACGAUCGCCCACUUCGGGCGGUGCGGGCGGUUCAGCGACGAGAGCAUGGCGUUCCAGAAGCGGAUGCUGGAGCGGUCGGGGCUCGGGGAGCAGACCCACUUCCCGGCGUCGCUCAUCAGCGUGCCCGUGGACAUGUGCCUCCGCACGGCGCGGGAGGAGUCGCACGCCGUCAUCUUCGGCGUCGUGGACGAGGUCCUCCGCAGGGCGCGCGUGGCGGCCGCCGACGUCGGCGUGCUCAUCUUCAACUCCAGCCUGCUCAGCCCCACGCCGUCCUUCACGUCGCUCAUCGCCAACCGCUACGGGAUGCGGCGCGACGUGGUCAGCCACAACCUCAGCGGGAUGGGGUGCAGCGCAGGCAUCAUCGCCAUCGACCUCGCCAAGCGCCUGCUCCAGGUGCACCCGGACACGUACGCGCUGGUGGUGAGCACGGAGAACAUCACCCUCAACGCGUACAUGGGCAACAACCGCCCCAUGCUGGUGACCAACACGCUCUUCCGCGUGGGCGGCGCGGCCAUCCUGCUCUCCAACCGCGGCGCCGACCGCCGGCGCGCCAAGUACCAGCUGAUCCACACGGUGCGCACCCACCGCGGCGCGCACGACCAGAGCUUCGGCUGCGUGACGCAGGAGGAGGACGACGCGGGCUGCGUCGGCGUCUCGCUCUCCAAGGAGCUGAUGGUGGUGGCCGGCGAGGCCCUGCGCACCAACAUCACCACGCUGGGCCCGCUCGUCCUGCCCAUGUCCGAGCAGCUGCGCUUCCUCGCCACCGUCGUCCUCAACCGCGUCUUCCGCGCCAACGUGCGCGCCUACCUGCCCGACUUCAGGCUCGCCUUCGACCACUUCUGCAUCCACGCCGGCGGCCGCGGCGUGCUGGACGAGCUGGAGCGCAGCCUCAAGCUCAGCGCCUGGCACAUGGAGCCCUCGCGGAUGACGCUCUGCCGCUUCGGCAACACCUCCAGCAGCUCGCUCUGGUACGAGCUCGCCUACUGCGAGGCCAAGGGCCGCAUCCGGAAGGGCGACCGCGUCUGGCAGAUCGCCUUCGGCUCCGGCUUCAAGUGCAACAGCGCCGUCUGGAAGGCGCUCCGCACGGUGGACGCCAGCGAGGAGGGCAACCCGUGGACGCCGGAGGUCCACGUGCUCCCCAUCCACGUGCCCAGGGUGUCGCCCAUCGACGAGACCGCAUACACGUUCCCUGACGGCGCCACGUACAAGGUCUCUGUCUCCCAUGCCUGAAAUAAUACAUAUUUACAUGAUUGAUUUCUCAUCAUGUAACUUAUAAUCGAGAUAAUGAAGAAGAAGAAGCAGCAGCUAGCAGCAGCGCCGUUAGUAGGAGUAUUAGUUAUUAGGGCUUGAUUUGGUUACUCUGUUUGCCGUCAUUUGCAUCCACAUUGCAUUUGCAUGUGGUGUACGUAGAGCUCUAUGAACUCACGCGCCAAGAAUUAUUGAUUUCCACGAUUCAUCUGCUUCUUGUC
Molecule: messenger RNA, 2116 nt
Organism: Zea mays
Lineage: Eukaryota; Viridiplantae; Streptophyta; Magnoliopsida; Poales; Poaceae
Product: probable 3-ketoacyl-CoA synthase 20
Exons: 2
Coding region: 360-1877 (505 amino acids)
Biological process (GO): fatty acid biosynthetic process
Cellular component (GO): membrane
Molecular function (GO): acyltransferase activity, transferring groups other than amino-acyl groups
Source: RefSeq, a predicted model, not a curated record